AAAAGUGAUACGGUAGCAAAAUCAAAAAAAUUCCACAUCUAAACAAGGCCGAAAACGACAACCACACCAUUCUUCGUCUUCCGUGGAACGCCUGUGAGUAGGCACAAAGAAUCUAGGAGCCUUUCAACGAGUACAAACGUGACACUACGAUAAAAUACACGGACACCGUUUCUGUUGACCUCAAAGCUCAAACCCAAAUACCCCUACUAGCUAGUUCUUGCAAGUUGCAAAGUGCACCAAAUCUCCAAGUUAGCAAUCCAUGGACACCAGCCGCGACAGGGGCCUCACCACCGGCGACGAGCUCAUGCAGGCGCAGGCCGAGCUCUGGAACCACGUCUUCGCGUACACCAGAUCCAUGUCCCUCCGAUGCGCCGUCGAGCUGGGCAUCCCCGACGCCGUCAACCGCCUCGGUGGCGCCGCAUCGGUCCCGGAGCUUGUCGCGGCGCUCUCCCUGCCGCUGCCCAGAGCGCCGUAUCUGCGCCGCCUCAUGCGGCUGCUCGCGCACGCCGGGUUCUUUGUUUUUUUUUUCGAGAUCGGGGAUAUAGCCGGGUUCUUUGUCUUCGACGCCGCCGCUGCCACCUAUGGACUGACCCCGCUGUCGCGCCUCCUCGUCUCGACGGCCACGCCCGGUGCCGGUGGUGGGCAGGGCGGCCUCUCGCCGUUCGCGCUGGCCAUGCUGCACCCCGUCAUCGUGUCGCCGUCCAUGUCCCUGGCGUCCUGGUUCCGCGCCGCGGACGCCGCUAACGCCGCGGCGCGCGUCCCGUUCGAGUCCGCGCACGGGCGCGACCUCUGGGCGGUGGCCAAGGACGACCGGGAGUUCCGAGCGGCGUUCCACGACGCCAUGGCGUGCGACGGCCGGUUCGUGAUGGACGUGCUCGUGCGCGGCCACAGCGACGUGUUCCGGGGCCUCGCUUCGCUGGUCGACGUCGGCGGCGGGUCAGGCGGCGCCGCCAGGGCCAUCGCCAACGCGUUCCCGCACAUCAGGUGCAGCGUCCUGGAGCUGCCGCACGUGGUUGCCGCCGUCCCGACAGGCGAACUUGGCGGCGUGGAGUUCGUCGCCGGGGACAUGUUCGAGCAUGUCCCCAAGGCCGACGCCGUCCUCCUCAAGUGGAUCCUCCAUGGAUGGGACGACGAGAACUGCGUGCGUUUGCUGCGGCGAUGCAGGGAGGCAAUCCCUUCGAGGGAGGACGGCGGCAGGGUGAUCGUGAUGGACCUGGUUGUGGGAUCGAGCCCGGCAGACGAGAAGGCCACGGAGACGCAGCUGCUGUGGGACGUGAUGAUGAUGGGGGUGGUGGGGAGCCCCGAGCGGGACGAACGUGAGUGGCGCAGGAUCUUCCAAGACGCAGGCUUCAGCGGCUACAAAAUCGUUGCCCUCCUCGGGAUCCGGUCUGUGAUCGAGGUCUACCCUUGAUUUUCUUAGGCCUUGUUUACUUCCCAUAAAAUUUUGUAAAAUUUUUCACAUUCUCCGUCA
Messenger RNA from Sorghum bicolor (sorghum), 1471 nucleotides. RefSeq names its product trans-resveratrol di-O-methyltransferase. Gene Ontology annotation, biological process: methylation. Bases 260 to 1411 code for a protein of 383 amino acids. Lineage: Eukaryota; Viridiplantae; Streptophyta; Magnoliopsida; Poales; Poaceae. The transcript has 2 exons. The record is from RefSeq and is a predicted model, not a curated record. Gene Ontology annotation, molecular function: O-methyltransferase activity; S-adenosylmethionine-dependent methyltransferase activity; protein dimerization activity.